GUGUUUUGUGUGUAAAGCAUAUACCGGUAUAUGUUACAUUAUAUGGUACCUAGCAUCUUUAUGGGGUUGUUACCUGUAGCAAGACGACUCGAAAUAUACAGCAGUAAUAAAUUCUAUCACAUGCUUUUACCACUGUUUACCAAGGCUUAGCCAAAAUCUCACUCUUUUCAUUAAGCUUUCCUCCAUAGUGUCAGACAAUGUACAAUAUCUUUAAUGUUAUUGAAUUUAAACAUAUGUGCUAUCAUUCAGAGCUUUCCACACUCUCUACUUUCCUGCCUCAACCCACCCCCCUUUCAUUCAGGGCUGUCCAGGAUGUCCAAUCGGAUUUAGGAACCUCCCACCAAAGGAGUGCGCUCAGUCUCAGGGAGCCCCCAGGUUUUCAUUUGCAUCAGACAUUCCGGCUCUCCUUCACUUUACUCUGCUUAGCAUUAUUUGCAGGUUCACGUCACCGCACCCGGCUUUGUAAAACAGCUGCUGUUGGAGAUUCAUGGAGCAUCACUGAAGUUCCUUCAGUCCAAAACCGAACCGCUGACAUGGACGUGGACAGCAUCAAGAGGAAAGAGUCGCAGAAUGGCCACAGUGGCCAAAUGCAAGAUGACCAGAAACCUAAAGCCACUGUUCUUCAAAAAAAUGUUGGUCUGCUGAGUGGCAUCUCUCUGAUUGUGGGGACGAUGAUUGGCUCCGGCAUCUUCAUUUCCCCCAAAUCUGUUCUGCUGUACUCCGGAGCUGUGGGUCCCUGUCUUCUCAUCUGGACUGCCUGUGGCGUGUUAUCCACUUUGGGAGCACUGUGCUAUGCUGAGCUUGGCACCAUGAUCACCAAAUCAGGGGGGGAGUACCCGUAUCUAAUGGAGGCCUUUGGCCCCGUGGUAGCCUACCUUUACUCCUGGACCACUGUGAUGGUGCUGAAACCCUCCUCCUUCGCUAUCAUCACACUGAGCUUUGCAGAAUAUGCCGCUACUCCUUUCUACCCUGGCUGCACUCCUCCUGCUAUUGUUAUCAAAUGUCUGGCAGCGGCGGCUAUAUUGGUAAUCACAAUUGUGAACUGCUUAAGUGUCAAGCUGGCAAGCUACGUGCAAAACUUCUUUACUGUAGCCAAACUUCUCAUCAUUCUCAUCAUCGUGGUGGCUGGCAUCGUUUUGUUGGCACAAGGAAAUAACGAGACUUUGACAAAUACCUUUGAUAACGCGGCACCGUCUUUUGGAGCAAUUGGACUUGCUUUUUACAACGGGCUUUGGGCCUAUGAUGGAUGGAAUCAACUAAAUUUCAUCACAGAGGAGCUGAAAAACCCAUACAGGAAUUUGCCACUGGCCAUCAUCAUUGGGAUUCCUUUGGUUACUGUGUGCUACGUGUUGGUGAACGUUUCUUACUUCACUGUCAUGACCACCACUGAGCUGCUGUUGUCUCCAGCUGUUGCCGUGACCUUUGGAGACAGAGUUCUUUACCCUGUGUCUUGGAUCAUUCCACUAUUUGUUGUCUUCUCAACAUUUGGCUCUGCCAAUGGAAGCUGCUUCACUGCUGGCAGAUUGGCCUACGUAGCUGGCCGAGAGGGCCACUUGGUGAAGAUCUUAUCCUUUAUCAGUCUGAAGCGUUUCACUCCUUCACCUGCUCUUCUUUUCAAUGGCAUUUUGGCCAUUUUUUACAUCAUGCCAGCAGACAUCAACACCCUGAUUAACUAUUUCAGCUUCGCUCAGUGGGCGUUCUAUGGUCUGACCGCUCUGGGCCUCAUAGUCAUGCGCUUCACAAGGAAGGAAUUGCACAGACCAGUAAAGGUGCCCAUUGUCUUAGCGGGCAUAAUGGUCAUUGUGUCCUGCUACCUCGUCUUGGCUCCAAUCAUUGAUAAGCCAGAACUGGAGUACCUCUACUGUACUAUCUUCAUCUUCAGUGGACUCCUCCUUUACUACCCCUUCGUCCAUGCGAAAGUCAACUGGGCACGGAACAUAAUGAGGCCCAUCACCAUCCAUCUCCAGCUGUUAAUGGAAGUCGUUCCUCCUGAGAAAAUUGACUGAGAAUAGACAACCAGGUUUGCUUUUUCUCCGCUUUCCUUUGUUUGCUGAGUGGCAAAAGUUGUCCUGCCUGCUUUUGAAAACAGUGGGAUGGCCAUGAGAUACUCAGAGAGGGUCAGGGUCAACAAUCAGAGCUCUUUCCUGCUGAAAAGGUGCACGACAAAAAUAAAAGUGCUUGUACUAUGAACCUAUGUGGUAAGAUGAUAUCAGAAAUUGUGUUUCCUAAGGCUAUAUGUUGGUGGGACAUGGUAUAUAUUUACAUAAAUUACAAUCCAUGAAAGCUAAAAUGUACUUGUUUACUUUAAGCUAUUACUAGCACUUACAUUAAGCAAUAACUUCAUAUAUAAAAUAACCUUGUGUAAUCAGAGUGCAGAACAAGUUUUAUUUGGCCAAAGAUCACUUCAUGGAGAGCUGCUAAAGGAUUUAUAUGUGUAUGCAUGAAUCUGCACUGCUUCACUGGAGCAAAGGGAAAUGGUAAAAACUUUAAAUGCAUUAAGGAAAGAAGCAGAUCUUGCAACACGACGUAGAAAUGUUUUUGUUUUUUUUUUAUUAUUAUUUAGAUUUUUUUUUUUUUGCUCCUGUUUCUGAUUACUGGUAAAAAGACAAUUAUUCUUUAAUCUUUAGUGACAUCUUUGCAUUGUUUUUAACCUUGUUUACUUCCCCUGAGUCAUGAUAUAAAGAUGCUGUAUUGUGUAACCUGGUGUUCAUUAAGUUUGUGGAGUAUGAAGUGGUCAUAUAAAAUAAACAGUUUGUGAUUCCAACAAU
Molecule: messenger RNA, 2768 nt
Organism: Mugil cephalus (flathead mullet)
Lineage: Eukaryota; Metazoa; Chordata; Actinopteri; Mugiliformes; Mugilidae
Gene: slc7a9
Product: solute carrier family 7 member 9
Exons: 13
Coding region: 198-2006 (602 amino acids)
Biological process (GO): amino acid transmembrane transport
Cellular component (GO): membrane
Molecular function (GO): L-amino acid transmembrane transporter activity
Source: RefSeq, a predicted model, not a curated record